This is a messenger RNA of Pseudoliparis swirei, 1107 nucleotides long. RefSeq lists its product as uncharacterized. The record is from RefSeq and is a predicted model, not a curated record. Gene Ontology annotation, molecular function: hydrolase activity, hydrolyzing N-glycosyl compounds. Lineage: Eukaryota; Metazoa; Chordata; Actinopteri; Perciformes; Liparidae. The transcript is spliced from 6 exons. The coding region runs from base 89 to 1081 and encodes 330 amino acids.
UCCCGUUAGUGGAGCGUGGAUCGAUCCGGCGGAUGAACGGCUCGACCAAUCAGAGCGCGGCAGCUCCCUGGACGUCACACGGAAGACGAUGGCGAGGAGGCCGGUGAUCAUCGACACGGACUGCGGCAUCGACGACGCCCAGGCCAUCAUGAUGGCGCUGGCGGCGCCCGACAUCCGGGUUCUGGGCGUCACCUGCGUGUUCGGGAACACGUCCGUGGAGAACGUGUGCCAGAACGUCCUGAGGGUUCUGGACGUCUGCGAGCGGCAGGAGAUCCCCGUGUUCCGGGGCUCCGGGGGGCCGCUGGUCGGGGCCCGCGUCGCCACGACGGACCACUUUGGAACCGAUGGACUCGGCGACGUGUUCAAAGACCGUGACCCGCUGUGGGAGCAGAAGGUCCAGAAGGAGCACGCCGUCAGCGCCCUGAUCCGCCUGGCGACGGAGAACCAGCAGCAGGCGAGGCCUCCGUGUGUCUCCCUCGUGGCUCUUGGACCGCUCACUAAUCUGGCUCUGGCGGUCAGACUGGAUCCAGGUUUCCCCCAGAAGCUCAAAGACCUGUUCAUCAUGGGAGGCAACAUGGAGGGAAAAGGAAACGUGACGCUGUGCGCGGAGUUCAACUUCGUGAUGGACGCCGAGUCGGCCUACGUGGUGCUGGAGGACUUCCUGUGCCGCACCUACCUGGCCACCUGGGAGUUCGCCUGCAGGAACGCGCUGACCUGGGACUUCUUCAACGAGCUGGUGAGCCAGAACGCGCCGGCGGCGGUGUUCAUGAGGACCGUGACCUCCCGCUGCCGGGCGUACUCCCAGGAGGCCUCGCGCAGCCAGAGGGACGUGCACUUCGGGCCGGGCUUCGUGUCCUACGACGCGUACGCCAUGGCGGCGUGCAUCGACGGCGGCGUGGUGACGGGGAGCAUCGAGUGCCCGGUGCGGGUGGAGCUGCAGGGCGCCAUGACGCGCGGCAUGGUGGCGCUGGACCGCAGCGGCGAGCUGAAGAAGAGCCACAGCGUGGUGGUGCUCACCGGCUGCGACGCCGAGAAGCUGCGGCGCCUCCUGGUGGACGCCGUGCGGCAGCCGCGCAGAUGAGGCGCCAAUAAAACCGCUGAGCACAU